This is a messenger RNA of Daucus carota subsp. sativus, 1941 nucleotides long. RefSeq lists its product as uncharacterized. The transcript has a single exon. Bases 1 to 1941 code for a protein of 646 amino acids. The record is from RefSeq and is a predicted model, not a curated record. NCBI's taxonomy places the organism in Eukaryota, Viridiplantae, Streptophyta, Magnoliopsida, Apiales, Apiaceae.
AUGGAUGAGCAAUUGAAGGAGCAAGCACGAUUACUCGAUCGUAAACUCGAAGAGCAAUCUCGUUCGUUUGCGAAGAAAUUUGAUGAGAAUGAUAAGAAAAUAGAGGAGAUGAUGAAGCUGAUGAGGGAGAUGCUUGCCAAUCGGGCAUCGAACUCCGGAAGAGAUGAAAAUGCUCGAAAUUCUCAGGAAAGGACUGAUUCGAACCCUAAUUCAGGUAAUCAGCUGGUUCGACCUUUAGGCUAUACUCCAAAGGUAGAAUUUUCGAAGUUUAAUGGUACUAAUGCUAGAAAUUGGGUGAAAAAGUGUGUUAAGUAUUUCCUGUUGUGUAAGAUUCCAGAAGAGCAGAAAGUUGAUCUGGCAUCAUUACAUAUGUUAGAGAAGGCAGAAGUGUGGGUAUCGAAUUACUUGUCUAUUAAGAAAAAUGUUGAUUGGACUGAAUUUGUGAUGGAUCUCAGUGCUAGGUUUAAGGAUGAUUCUAGUUUGAAUGUAGUAGAGCACUUUAAUAAAUUUCAACAAACUGGAUCCAUUGAGGACUACAUCGAUGAAUUUGAUAAUAGUAGAUCCUUAAUGGAACAGAAUCAUCAUGUUCUACCUGAUCUGUAUUUGUUAGAAAGCUUCAUUGGAGGCUUAAAGCCGGCUGUUAAGCCUUUUGUCAAGGCUUUUAAACCGAUCAGUGUGACUGAGGCUAUCAAUUAUGCUAGAUUACAAGAGGAAUCAUUACAGGCUAAUGCUCAAAGAUUUACCAAGGGACCUAAUACCAGUACUGUGCAGAAAACUGUAGGUCCAACUGUUUAUAGUACAUAUACUGACAACAGUCAUAAGCCUCCCUUACUUCCAACUCCACAGACUAAGCCAUUGCCCUCACCUGCUAGUAAAUCUAGCGGCAGACCUUUCAAGUUUAUACCAGCAGAUGUGAGAGCAGAAAAGAUAGCAAAAGGCCUCUGUUAUUACUGUGAUAACAAGUAUGAGAAGGGACACAAAUGUCAGUUUAAGGAACCUCAGCUGUUUACUGUGGAGAUUCCUUGUGUGGACCUGGAUUCCAGUGACAGUGAUACUGAAUCAGGAGAAGUGGAGAAUGGUGACCCCUGUAUUUCAGUUAAUGCUCUCUCUGGUAGUCCUUCUUUUUCCUCAAUGAGAGUCAAAGGAAUGGUGAUUGACAAGUCUUUACACAUCUUGAUUGACUCAGGCAGCACUCACAAUUUCUUGGAUUCACAAACAGCUAAAGAUAUGAAUUGUGUCAUAGAAGAGUUGGCUGCUCAUACUAUCACAGUGGCUGAUGGAACUCAUAUCCAAUGCCAAGGUGUGGUGAGAAAUUUUAGUUGGAAAUUAAGUGGACAGGUGUUUACAGCUGAUGUUCUGCUCAUUUCCUUGGGUAGUUGUGACAUGGUGCUGGGAAUUCAAUGGUUGAGCACUCUGGGAAGUAUUAAGUGGGAUUUUCAAAAACUGAUAAUGGAAUUCAAGUGGGCAGAUCAGUCUGUUAAGCUCAAGGGGAUUGCACCUACAAAAGUCAAGGUAGUAAAAACCUGUUCAGACAAGCUAUUAAACAAUGCAGCUCAGUUGUGUCUCAUACAGGUUAAAGAACUAAAACAGGAACAGGUUGAUAAUAGUGAGGAGCAUCAGGAGGAAGUUGCUUCUGACAGUGAUAUCUCUCUUCUAAAACAGAAGUAUGCUGAUAUAUUUAGGGAACCUGAGAAAUUACCUCCUUCAAGAGGCAUCUUUGAUCAUAAGAUACCACUCCAAACAGGUGCUAAUCCUAUCAACAUAAGGCCUUAUAGAUAUCCUCUUAAACAGAGGGAUGUCAUUGAGCAAACAAUUGAAGAAAUGUUGGGAAGGGGUAUCAUACAGAAUAGUGCAAGUCCCUUUGCUUCUCCAGUGGUAUUAGUGGGAAAAAAAGAUGGAACCUGGAGGUUAUGUGUGGACUACAGGGAGCUUAAUAAAUAG